Messenger RNA from Melampsora larici-populina 98AG31, 417 nucleotides. RefSeq lists its product as uncharacterized. NCBI's taxonomy places the organism in Eukaryota, Fungi, Basidiomycota, Pucciniomycetes, Pucciniales, Melampsoraceae. Gene Ontology annotation, molecular function: purine-specific mismatch base pair DNA N-glycosylase activity; adenine/guanine mispair binding; 4 iron, 4 sulfur cluster binding. Gene Ontology annotation, cellular component: nucleus. Gene Ontology annotation, biological process: base-excision repair; mismatch repair. The annotation marks the transcript as partial. The transcript is spliced from 3 exons. The record is from RefSeq and is a predicted model, not a curated record.
UUCGUAGGUCUGGGGUAUUAUUCUCGCGCAUCUAGAUUGUUAAGUGGUGCGAAAAAGGUCGUACAGGACUUUGGCGGAAUCUUACCGGAUGAUCCAUCGAUUAUGGAAAGUCAGGUCGACGGAAUUGGCCCAUACAGUGCUGGGGCAAUAGCUUCCAUCGCUUACAACAAACCGGCCGCCAUGAUCGACGGGAAUGUUCAUCGGGUUCUUACUCGUCUGACUGCUUUUCAUUCCACGCAAACCAGCAAGUCCACAAUCAACUUUUUGUGGUCUGUAGCGCAGAGCGUAGUGCCAAACCAUCGGCCCGGCGACUUCAAUCAAGCCCUUAUGGAAUUGGGUGCAACAAUAUGCAAGCCACGUGCGAGUAAGUGCGGAGAGUGCCCUUUGACUGGUUGGUGCAAAGCAUAUCAAGAGGUA